AUGGCGGUGCGGAAGAAAGACGGCGGCCCGAAUGUAAAAUAUUUUGAAGCUUCUGACACAGUCUCGCAGUUCGACAAUGUCCGCGUAUGGUUGGGCAAGAAUUACAAAAAGUACAUCCAGGCAGAGCCUCCCACCAACAAGUCCCUGUCCAGCCUGGUGGUGCAGCUGCUGCAGUUCCAGGAGGAGGUGUUUGGGCGCCAUGUCAGCAACCCCCCCCUCACCAAACUGCCGAUGAAGUGUUUUCUGGAUUUUAAGUCAGGAGGAGCACUCUGUCAUAUCCUGGCGGCUGCCUACAAGUUCAAGAGUGACCAGGGAUGGCGCAGGUUUGACUUCCAGAACCCGUCCCGAAUGGACCGCAAUGUUGAGAUGUUCAUGAACAUUGAAAAGUCCCUGGUGCAGAAUAACUGUCUCAGUCGGCCAAUCAUCUAUCUCAGUUCUGAAAUUGAGCCAAAGCUAUUGGGGAAGAUAAAGGACAUCAUAAAACGACACCAGGGCUCGGUGACUGAGGACAAGGCGGCCAGUUCGCAUGUGGUGGUCCCGAUACCAGCAAGCCUGGAGGAGGAGGAAUGGGUGCGUCCAGUGAUGAAGAGAGAUAAGCAGGUUCUGCUUCACUGGGGGUAUUCCCCUGACAGCUAUGACACCUGGAUUCCUGCCAGUGAGGUGGAGGCCUCUGUGGAAGAUCCCCCCAGUCCAGAGAAACCAAGGAAGGUGCAUGCCAAGUGGAUCCUGGACCUGGACCAGUUCAAUGAGUGGAUGAAUGAGGAAGACUACGAGGUGGGCGAGGGCGGCCCCAGGAGGAAGAGGAUCUCGGCCAAGACCCUGACAGAUGAGGUGUCCACCCCAGACGAGCGGCGGGACCGGAAGCCGGGCAGCGCCAAGAAGAGGAAGCGCUCGCCUUCGCCCUCCCCAACCCCACCGCCCCAGGAGAGCAAGAAGAAGAACACCAAGAAGGGACCCACGACUCCAUACACCAAAUCAAAGCGGGGGCAUCGGGAGGAGGAGCAGGAAGACCUGACCAAAGAGCUGGACGAGCCAUCGCCUGUGCCCACGGUGGAGGAGGUCACUCUGCCCAAAGCUGUGAACACAAAGAAAGACUCAGAAUCGACCCCAGUAAAGGGUGGCACUAUGACUGACCUUGAUGAACAGGAGGACGAGUCUAUGGAAAUAGUGGGGAAGGAGGAAGAGGAGGGCUCCCCCAGUGUGAAAGGAGAGCCGGUGAAGAGCACUGACCUUCACGAAGACAACGUGACGGAGCAGACCCACCACAUCAUCAUCCCCAGCUACGCCGCCUGGUUCGACUACAACAGUGUUCACGCCAUUGAGCGCAGAGCCCUCCCAGAGUUCUUCAAUGGGAAGAAUAAGUCCAAGACUCCAGAAAUUUACCUCGCCUACAGGAACUUCAUGAUAGACACAUACCGCCUCAAUCCCCAGGAGUACCUCACCUCCACAGCCUGCCGCAGGAACCUGGCCGGCGACGUGUGCGCCAUCAUGAGGGUGCAUGCGUUUCUGGAGCAGUGGGGUCUGAUCAACUACCAGGUGGAUGCAGAGAGCCGGCCCACCCCCAUGGGUCCACCCCCCACCUCCCACUUCCACGUGCUGGCUGACACGCCCUCCAGCCUGGUGCCCCUGCAGCCUAAAGCCACUCAGGCCCCCGCCUCCCAGCAGAUCCUGUCCUUCCCAGAGAAGGUGAAGGAGAAGCCCGCAGACCUGCAGAACUUCGGCCUGAGGACCGACAUUUACAGCAAGAAGAGCGGGCCUGCCAAGAGUAAGAGUGCCGCCAGCGCCACACGAGAAUGGACAGAACAGGAAACCCUGCUGCUGCUGGAGGCCCUGGAGAUGUAUAAGGAUGACUGGAACAAGGUGUCGGAGCACGUGGGCAGCCGCACGCAGGACGAGUGCAUCCUGCACUUCCUGCGGCUGCCCAUCGAGGACCCGUACCUGGAGGAGUGUGCCGCGUCUCUGGGGCCCCUGGCCUUCCAGCCCGUGCCCUUCAGCCAGGCCGGCAACCCCGUCAUGAGCACCGUGGCCUUCCUGGCCUCUGUGGUGGACCCCCGCGUGGCCUCCGCCGCCGCCAAGUCCGCCCUGGAGGAGUUUUCGCGGAUGAAGGAGGAGGUCCCGGCGGCGCUGGUGGAGGCCCACGUCAGGAGGGUGGAGGACGCGGCGCGGUCCAGCGGGAGGCAGGACCCCCUGUACGGGCUGGAGGGCAGCGGCAUCGCCGGGACUGACCUGGAGGAGGGAGACCGGCCAGAGGAGAGCAGUGAGGAGACCAAGAGCGAUGGUCAGCCCAGCGAAGAGCGACGAGAGAGCAAGGAGAUUAAGGAGGGAGCGAUGGAAGAGGAGGAGAAGCAGGGGGAGAAUGGAAAAAAGGAGGAAGAACGGGUCAGAGAGGGAGAAGGAGAGAGAGAGGGAGAGAAGGCAGAUUCUGAAGUGGGUAACGGAGAGAAGGAGAAGGAAGGGCGAGAGGGAGCUGAGGAGGCACGGAGGGACGCAGAAGCUGAGGGGGAGCGGAAAGCUAAAGUGGAACGGGACGUCGGGGAGGGGAACCUGGCCACUGCUGCAGCCUCUGCUCUGGCUGCUGCUGCAGUCAAAGCCAAGCAUCUGGCUGCUGUGGAGGAGAGGAAGAUAAAGUCUUUAGUGGCUCUGCUGGUGGAGACUCAAAUGAAGAAGCUGGAGAUCAAACUGAGACACUUUGAGGAGCUGGAGACCAUUAUGGACAGAGAGAGGGAGGCGCUGGAGUACCAGCGGCAGCAGUUGCUGGCGGACCGGCAGUCCUUCCACAUGGAGCAGCUGAAGUACGCGGAGAUGCGUGCCAGACAGCAGCACUUCCAGCACAUCCAGCACCAGCAGCACAGCCAGACCCCCCCUCAGCACCCCGCCAGCGCCCCCCUGGCCCCGCCGCAGGGCCCCGGCACGCCCGGGCCCCCCCCGGCCCCCAGCCCAGCCCCGUGCCCCCCCCUCCUCCGCGGGCUCCGUGUCCUCCGGCCCGGCAGCCGAAAGCACGGCCCCUCACACGCCCCCCACCGCCCCGCCCGGACAGACCCCCACCCCCCAGCCCCCCUCCACACACGCACCAGCACUCCACGGUGA
This is a messenger RNA of Conger conger (European conger), 3087 nucleotides long. It is a transcript of the gene smarcc2, whose product is annotated as SWI/SNF related, matrix associated, actin dependent regulator of chromatin, subfamily c, member 2. The transcript has 25 exons. Gene Ontology annotation, biological process: positive regulation of DNA-templated transcription. Gene Ontology annotation, molecular function: nucleosomal DNA binding; histone binding. The record is from RefSeq and is a predicted model, not a curated record. Bases 1 to 3087 code for a protein of 1028 amino acids. Lineage: Eukaryota; Metazoa; Chordata; Actinopteri; Anguilliformes; Congridae. Gene Ontology annotation, cellular component: SWI/SNF complex; npBAF complex; nBAF complex.